AUGCCAGAUUACCGUCUAGUGCAUUGUAAAGAACAACAAGCUUUGCUGGAUGUCUUCUUGGUUUGUAAAUGUGAGAUACAACUUCCUUCCCAGACUGACCUGACCUGGAUACCCACCAUGCACAACAGCACUGCAGAAACUCCGCACGCGGCUACGACGUGUAACGAGACUUGGCCCAGCCAGCCGCUGAGCUCCGAGUUCUCACUGGGUGUGUUGGUGCUGCUGGCUUUCCUCAUGGUGCUGCUGUGUGUGGUGACCAUCCUUGGAAACAUCCUGGUGAUCCUUGCUUUUGUUAUGGACAGAAACCUGAGGCAUCGGAGUAACUAUUUCUUUCUGAAUCUUGCUGUUUCUGACUUUGCAGUGGGUGUGUUCUGCAUGCCCCUCUACAUCCCUUACAGCCUGACAGGGAAAUGGCACUUGGGAAGAGGCAUCUGCAAGUUCUGGCUGGUUAUGGAUUAUCUCCUCUGCCCAGCUUCAGUAUUUAACAUUGUUCUUAUCAGCUAUGACCGUUUCCUGUCAGUUACUAAAGCUGUAUCUUACAGAGCCCAGCAGGGAAUAAAAUCCAGCCCUGCCAUCCAGAUUGUGGCCAUCUGGGUCUUUGCCUUCCUCCUGUACUGCCCAGCCAUCCUGUUUUGGGAGCACCUGGCCGGACACAGCGUGGUAGCAGCGGAUCAGUGCCAUGUCGAGUUCUUUGACAACUGGUACUUCCUCCUGUGUGCAUCCACCCUGGAGUUCUUUGUGCCACUGCUCUUGGUGAGCUACUUCAACAUGCACAUCUUCCACAACAUCCAGAGGCGCCAGCGGUGUGGCAGCGUGCAGGACUGUGAGCCUGCAAGGAGCAGCAGCCUGUCCUGGAGGUUUUGUGGCUUGCCGAGGCCAGGGGCAUCAUUUCCUACAUCAGAAGCAGAGGACAGUGUUUCUUCUUCCAUGAGACCAAAGAAAGAAUCUUUGGAAACUGACUGCUCAUCUCCAUCCAUAGACAAUUCUGUAACCCCAGAAAAUUAUUUUUCUGUUUCUUUCUGUACAAAGACCAGAUCAAAACUGCAGUGGGACAAGAAAGUAGCGAAAUCUCUUGCCAUAAUUGUCUGUGUGUUUGCCAUUUGCUGGGCCCCAUACUCUUUAUUAAUGAUUGUUCGUGGGGCCUGCCAGGGAAAGUGCAUCCAUAACUCCCUGUAUGAAGCAACCUUUUGGCUAUUGUGGAUCAAUUCUUCUUUGAACCCAUUUCUUUACCCUCUCUGUCAUGUUAAAUUUCGAAUAGCUUUUCUUAAAAUACUAUGUCACAAAAGGUUUGCUACAUUGAGAUCAGGUUCUUUUUAG
Poecile atricapillus (Black-capped chickadee) is the source of this 1317-nucleotide messenger RNA. RefSeq names its product histamine H3 receptor-like. Gene Ontology annotation, cellular component: membrane. Bases 1 to 1317 code for a protein of 438 amino acids. Gene Ontology annotation, biological process: adenylate cyclase-activating adrenergic receptor signaling pathway. The record is from RefSeq and is a predicted model, not a curated record. The transcript is spliced from 4 exons. NCBI's taxonomy places the organism in Eukaryota, Metazoa, Chordata, Aves, Passeriformes, Paridae. Gene Ontology annotation, molecular function: histamine receptor activity.